UGGUCCAGAAUCUUCUCACCGGCGGUAGGAUUUUGGAACCUUCCUGGAGAGGUCGCAAAAAAUUACAUAACAAAACGGUGCUGUGGUACAUUUUGCCUGUGCUCAACUAGUGCCAACCUAAUCGAUCGGCAUGGCCCGGAACAUGCUAAACAUUGCCAAGUAUGCUCGAACAUUACUGAACCGGCAGCAGGCCAGGUACUAUUCGGAGGUUUCGGUUCAGUUCCCAAAAAUUACCACCCACUACACGGUUCACCCGCGCGAUAAAGAUCCACGAUGGGGAGAAGUCGACAUGGAACGAUUCGUCGACGAAGCCGACAUCCUUAUCGUCGGUGGAGGACCAGCAGGACUUUCGGCAGCCAUACGAGCGAAGCAGCUAGCAGCGGAAAAGGGCCAAGAGUUGAGAGUAUGCGUGGUGGAAAAGGCAGCCGAAGUAGGAGGACACAUUCUAUCCGGUGCGUGCCUCGAUCCGGUAGCACUGAACGAACUCAUCCCGGACUGGAAGGAACAGGGUGCACCGCUCAAUACGCCAGUAACGCAUGACAAAUUCUCCUACCUCACCGAAUCGGCCAAGCUACCGAUUCCAAUCUUUCCCGGGUGGCCCAUGGAUAAUCGGGGGAACUACGUCGUGCGGUUAGGCCACGUUGUAGCCUGGCUCGGACAGCAAGCGGAAGCACUCGGGGUAGAAAUCUAUCCGGGCACAGCCGCAGCCGAAGUACUGUUCCACGAGGAUGGGUCCGUUAAGGGUGUUGCAACCGGUGAUGUCGGUAUCGGUAAAGAUGGUGCCCCGAAGGACACAUUCGCCCGUGGCAUGGAGCUGCAUGCGAAAACGACCAUCUUUGCAGAAGGUUGCCGUGGCCAUCUUUCGAAGCAGCUAAUGUCACGCUUUGGAUUGAACGCGGAAAACGAUCCCCAAACGUACGGCAUCGGGUUGAAGGAAGUGUGGGAAAUUAAGGCAGAAAAUCACAAACCCGGCCUGGUGGAGCAUACGAUUGGGUGGCCGCUGGAUAAGAACACGUACGGUGGAUCGUUCCUGUACCAUCUGAACGAACCGACGCCAUUGGUAGCGGUAGGCUUUGUCGUUGGGCUGGAUUACGUUAAUCCGUACCUUAGUCCGUUCCAAGAGUUCCAGCGCUUUAAAACACACCCGAAGGUACGCGAUACGUUCGAGGGUGGCAGUCGUAUUGCGUACGGUGCACGUGCAUUGAACGAGGGCGGGUUUCAGAGCAUUCCCAAGCUAACGUUCCCGGGCGGAUGUUUGGUGGGAUGCGGGGCUGGCUUUAUGAAUGUGCCGCGUGUCAAGGGAAGCCAUUAUGCGAUGAAGAGUGGUAUGUUGGCGGCCGAGAGUGCGUGCGAGGCUGUGUUUUCCGGUGCCACACAGGAAAAGACCGGCCUGGAGCCGAAAGAUUAUCCUGAUCGUAUAAAAGAAUCGUAUGUAUGGAAAGAUCUGUACAAAGUGCGAAACUCGCGUCCUAGUUUCCACACCGGACUUGGUCUUUAUGGAGGCGUUGCGUACAGUGGCUUUAGCAUUCUUGUUGGUGGCCGUGAACCGUGGACGUUGCACCAUGGCUCUCCUGAUCAUACUCGCCUGAAGCCUGCCAAGGAAUGCAAACCGAUCGAGUAUCCGAAACCGGACGGCAAGCUAACGUUCGAUCUGCUCUCAUCCGUUGCCCUAACCGGUACUAACCACGAGGGUGACCAACCGGCUCAUCUUACGCUGAAGGAUGAUACGGUCCCGGUCAAGAAUAACCUUACCAUCUAUGACGGCCCGGAAGCACGAUUCUGUCCAGCAGGUGUUUACGAAUAUGUAGCGAACGAUGAGGGCGGUAAUAUGAAGCUGCAAAUUAACGCACAAAACUGCAUCCACUGCAAGACCUGCGACAUUAAGGAUGUGACGCAAAACAUUAACUGGGUCGUGCCGGAAGGUGGUGGCGGUCCAGCUUACAACGGAAUGUGAAGCACGCGUUGGAGCACUAUCAGUCGUUCUUCCACGAUCGUAGCAUAUUGUCCUUGGUCAGCAGGCCCGAGCGACAUGGUCGAAUUUAUUGUGUUAAGUAAUAAAGUUUCCCCAU
Anopheles maculipalpis is the source of this 2069-nucleotide messenger RNA. RefSeq names its product electron transfer flavoprotein-ubiquinone oxidoreductase, mitochondrial (gene Etf-QO). Bases 131 to 1954 code for a protein of 607 amino acids. Lineage: Eukaryota; Metazoa; Arthropoda; Insecta; Diptera; Culicidae. The transcript is spliced from 4 exons. The record is from RefSeq and is a predicted model, not a curated record. Gene Ontology annotation, molecular function: electron-transferring-flavoprotein dehydrogenase activity; iron-sulfur cluster binding. Gene Ontology annotation, biological process: electron transport chain. Gene Ontology annotation, cellular component: mitochondrial inner membrane.